AUGAGCAAGAAAGAGAGGACACGCCUUGCAGCUCGAAGUAGACGUUUGGAAGAAAAUGAUUUAAUGAAGAAGCUAGCUCAGCUAUUACCAAUUAUAUCAGAUGUCGCUCGGCAACUCGAUAAAGCCGCCGUUAUUCGUUUAGCUAUAAGUGUUUUGAAACUACGUCAACGAACCUUAAAUCACAACGGCCCUUCCGUUGUUGAAGCUAAUUUAGUCCAACAUAUGCAUAACAGACAGAGGAAAUAUUUGCACAUCCAAAGAUACUUCAAAAGCAAUAUUGGGUGGUAUCUUCUUCAAGCAUUAGAUGGAUUUCUAUUAUUGAUUUCUAAUGAUUGCCAGCUAUUAUACGUUUCAGAAAGAAUUUCUGUGCAUUUAGGUUUGUCACAAGUUGACUUAAUUGGAUCAAGUUUAUUGGACAUUAUUCAUUCUGAUGACAAGGAAAAAUUAUAUAAUUUUCUAAGUAUUGACCUGUAUUCGAAUGAACCUGGCAAAGGUAAUGCUAUUAAUGAACUUAGCGGUAAAAGUCGAUCUAUUUUAAUUCGCAUGAAAUGCAAGCUAGUUAAGCGCUUUGCGCUUGAUCGUGGCGAUAAAAGAGCUAUGAAUCAGCAAAAUAAAAAUUAUAAGAUAAUUCGUUUUACCACUCACCAUCGUCAAUUGUCAUGCUUCCGUUACCAACUUCCUAAAGAUUUUGGUUCAAUAUAUGAAUCAGCGAUCGUUGCUGAACCUAUUGCAUCAUUACAAACUUUAGAGAAUCAAAAUAGUAGCCGAACCUUUCUCUGUUAUCUUACUUGCAAUUUAGAAAUAUUAUGCUGCACGGAAGGUUUGCAGUAUUGUACUGGUUUUCGUGAAGAAGAAGUCCAGGGUAAAUCUUUGUAUCAGUUUUGCCAUACGCGCGAUCUUGAUCAUAUCAAAGCAAUCCAUACAUCACUUUUACAUCCAGAACAGAUCGUCGAUUACUAUAGUUAUAAAUGGUUAAGAAAAGACGGCGGCUGGGUGAGUCAAAAUAGUGAUACAUGCCCGUAA
Messenger RNA from Trichoplax adhaerens, 1023 nucleotides. RefSeq lists its product as uncharacterized. Gene Ontology annotation, biological process: regulation of DNA-templated transcription. Lineage: Eukaryota; Metazoa; Placozoa; Uniplacotomia; Trichoplacea; Trichoplacidae. The record is from RefSeq and is a predicted model, not a curated record. The transcript has 10 exons. Gene Ontology annotation, molecular function: RNA polymerase II transcription regulatory region sequence-specific DNA binding; DNA-binding transcription factor activity, RNA polymerase II-specific; protein dimerization activity. Bases 1 to 1023 code for a protein of 340 amino acids.